AUGGCCAAGCGACUCCAUGACCCAUUCUGGAUCUUUGAUCCCGCGAUACUCCUGACGAGAGCCGACGAGUUUGUGCCGCGCGCCGAGUUCAACCUGGAAGAGAAGCGCAACUCGAUCACCAGGUUUGUCGCCUAUGCCAACGAAGAAGAGCAGCACAACGUCUCGCAGACCGCCCGACUCACAUCCUCUGCCGCCGCAUCCCAGACCGUCCUCAACAUCAACGACCAGAUCACGAGUAGUAUAGGGGUAUAUCGGUAA
Molecule: messenger RNA, 258 nt
Organism: Polychytrium aggregatum
Lineage: Eukaryota; Fungi; Chytridiomycota; Chytridiomycetes; Polychytriales
Exons: 2
Coding region: 1-258 (85 amino acids)
Source: RefSeq, a predicted model, not a curated record